AUGGGACGCAAACGUGGAACCCCUACGAUUUGCAGUGUUUGUGGCGAUAAAUCGACGGGAAUAAAUUUCAAUGCCAGCUCCUGUAACUCUUGCAAAGCCUUUUUCCGGCGAACCGCUCCGCAGAACAAGGUCACGCCCUGCCCCUUCACCGGAAACUGCCUGAUUAAUAAAGUGACUCGUAAGUUUUGCAGUGCAUGUCGCUUGGCCCAGUGCUUUCGAGUGGGGAUGAAAAAGGAGUGGAUAUACACUGAAGAAGAACGGGCCUUCCUCAAGGAACGCAUUGAGCUGAACAAGCGAAAGCGGCGGCAGUGCAACCGAAACGGAGCAGAGAACCAGGAAGCUGUUGAACCACCUCAAAUGUCCUCCAGCAACUCUUCUUGUACAACAGCAACAGCCGAUGCAGCGGUAGUAGAUCUGCUGGAUUUCAACUUUCAGAACAUAGCCAUUUCAUCGGGUGUCAAUGAAGGUGUAGUUCAAUUUCAGUCAAACGAAGGCUACCCAUUUAGCUGCAGUUCUGAAGCCGACUCCACGACGACGAGUAAUAGUGCCAGCGAUUCGGUGGACCUUUUUCUCCAGUCAUUAAUCACGGAUAGUUCUACUUCAUCAACCUUCAAUGAACAACCGCCCCCUCCUCCUCUCAGUCCUCCACUUCAACUGGACGCCUCGCUGGAGAACGUUUGCGACCAAAUUCUCCAGCAACCAGACGUCAUGUCGCAGAUUGACCUCAGUCAAAUUGACUUUAGUGGUUUGGAGGAAGAGAAUGAACCCAGCGAAAACUUUGUCGCAUCUUUAAUUGAACAUAAAAAAGAGCCGGAAAACAACACUGGAAACCACUUUCUUCUGCUCGAUUUUGAACCUCCCGUCUUCCAAGCGCUUUCCAUUUACUACCCGAGCUUUCUCGGUCUUCCAACCGGCCACCAGUUGAGCACUUCUGAAGAAUACCUUCUCCAGGAGCUCUCCACCGCCUGUCGCCUCCUCCAAAAUCCCUACAAGCGGAUACA
Rhagoletis zephyria (snowberry fruit fly) is the source of this 1001-nucleotide messenger RNA. Lineage: Eukaryota; Metazoa; Arthropoda; Insecta; Diptera; Tephritidae. The record is from RefSeq and is a predicted model, not a curated record.